AGCGGCUCUCGAGCAGAGCGGCGCCAUAUUCAAACACCGCCUCGAGCAGCGCCGCCCGUCAGACCAGUCAGAGGCCCACUCCGCCAAACCCGCCUGAACUCUUUACAGCCCGGAGUUCAUUCUCGAGUGAAAUGGAUGUAACCGGUAAUUUCUUCACCAAGUUGAGAAACCUUGCAGUAACCUUGGAGAAAGAAAGCAAGCAUCUUGAACAAGCUUUGAACAAUGAGUCUGUUACAGAUCAUGAAGAAGCUCCAAUGAGGAUCCUGUAUGAGAUGCAUUCAGAAGUCAGAAAUAUUAAGGUGGACUUCAAUAACAAGUUAGAAACCCUCAAUUUGCAAUGGAAACAGAACAGUGAAUUUAUUAGAGCUUUCCAGCUACUUCACAAAAGAUUUUCUGGAGAGCUUGAAAUAAUACAAGAGCAUUUUCAGAAAUAUGGCUAUAAACCUUUGAAUCUUAGGAAAGAUGAAGAAGAACCACCAAUGGGGUUGACAAAUGGAGAAACUGAAAACUUUGAGGAUACGGAAGAGAAAAGCAGUGAAGUUUCAACUACACCACCUAAGAAGCCUUCACUGAAUGAUCCCUUAAACACCCCCCACAUGGAAGAUUUUGGAAUUGGACACUUAAUGCUUCAAAACACAUGGAGACUACCACAAAAUAUGCAAACUCCAGUGCAGAAAGUCACUGACAAAGACCAUAUGAAGGUCCGAGGCUGGGUUCCCACUCUGCCAAAGACUCCAAAGUGCACAUUACAUCUGGAUGAUGAGUUCCUCUGCACUCCCAAAAUGGAAGAUUUUGGCAUUACAGAACAUACUGCCUGUGUGAAUGACUUUACCAUGGAACUGUACAAUAAAUCUGAUCAACCAAAGCUUGACAGGCGUCACCCAAUACCAGCGACUCGAGCAGAUGAGCAAACUAUGCGUAAACGGACUGCAGACAUUCCUGCCAUCUCCUUUAUGAAGCAGCAAAAAGUCCAUAAUACUGUAGAAUUGUUGAAUUCGCCUUUGCCCCCCGUAUUCUGCACACCUGGUCUGAAAAUCCAUAAAAAGCAAAUUCCAGUUUUCUCUCACACUCCAGAAGAUACAGAAAGGUCAAGUGAUUUGCUACCAUCUCCCUCGGUACCAAAUUUUGAGACUCUAUGGAUGAAAAGGAAAUGUACUCAGUUACAUCUGAAAGAUGAAGAAACUGCUGAACCAGUAGAGAAACCUGGAUCAGAUCGGUUCAGUUCAGAAGAACCCGAACCACCAAUAAUUAAAUCACCAUUGCCCCUGCCAAAGAUGACUAAUUACGAUCACCUUUUGAAUACUCCACAAGCCCCGGAAAUGAACAUGCAGAUGAGUGACAAUGUUCUUAAGAUUCUGUCUUCAUACAAUGUCAAUCGUAUGACUUCUCAUGAUAUGAAUACAAGACACAUCAAGUCCAGCUGUUUCACUUCUGUUGGUGCAGUGACCCCUGUAUCCAAGAAGAAGCCUGCUAAAGAGAACUGAAAGUGCCAGACAGCUAAUUCUGCUAAAUGUUGGUGAAAAGGAACUGAAACCAAACUCUGGAAAUUGGUUCACCCACUGGGAAACCAAUGCAUUGUUUUGUGUGACUAAAUAAUUGGAAAGUUUAGAUGAUUCUGUGUUGACUGUACUGAUCAAUAACAAAUAUAGAAGCAAAUCCAGAUUUACACUGGGUAAAAUGGAAUAUGUAAAUUGUGCUUCAGUAUCAGGGAAGCAUCAAAAUAAUAAAGUUUACAUUUCCCAACAUAUUAAUAUAAUUAAGGACACAGCAUAGUAAUUUAACUUUCCAUUGGUCUACAUAGGAUUAUAUCAUAGGCGUUGGUUUCAAAAAUUAAUCAUUAUUUGCCCAAUUUCAAAUAAGUUACAGGGGCAAGUUUUUGUUUUGGAUAACAUGACCUGCACAAUCCACUGCUUUGCGGUCUACAAAAUUUAACAUUUGGAUUUUGUUUGUGAAAUAAAUAGAAUCACUCUUUUUGCAGUCUUUUUAUUGUUCAUAAAGAUAUUGCAGAAAAUUAAAAUCCUUCAGGUUACCUUUUCAUGCUUUAAUCAUUUCAAAUCCACUUGAAGAACAUUUUUGUUACGAUAUUAAAACUUCCCUAGGAUUAUAGCUUACACUUUAGCGAAUACUUUAAAAAUCAACAGUAAAUUAAAUUAGAAACUAAAUAAAAUAUAUAAAUGCACUCUUGAAAGCUUGAUAAUUUCAGUUAUUUCCCUGUUUUAUUCCAAUGAAAGACGUCAGUUGGUUUUACAAACCAAGCAAUUAUGAAACCAUUUAAUUUUAAUAGUGCUCGAAAUUACAAUAAUCUACUUUUAAACCAUAUUUCUGGUUUAGUAUUGUUGCACAAACUGAAUUUAUCUUAACCCACCAAAUUAAUUUCCUAGUUCCUGUAAUUUUCUCCAUAAGAGUAGAUGAAACUGUUGGUGUGACACGGAGCCACUUGGGUCAGAAAAGUCCUUGGUGUGCCCAAUUCUGAGCUAAUCUCACCUGGAGAGGUGGUAUAGUGUUAUGAUUUGAUUACAGUAUCUGCAGCUUUUGAAGAGAAGCACUGAGCAAUGUUCCCACUCCUAUCCCUGGCUGUGGAAGUUGAGCAAUCUAUUAUAAAGUUCCUCCACCGUUGCAAGCUGCCAGCAUUCACAAUUUGGGAUCAGGUGAAGAACAGCCACUGCAUUGGAAAGGUGCAGAAAAAUUGCUACAACUAGUGAAUCUAAACAGCAUAAGUAGACAUUGUCACGUGAGGAAUAUUGAGGGUAAACAAAACUGGAAGAGAAAUGAUAACUCAAUGUUUUGUUUGUGUUCAGUUUUAUAUCCCUUUUAGUCCUUUAUUUUUCUUGCCACAUUUUAUUAUUCAUUUCACUGUGUACAGCAGUUGCAAAAUCAACAUUAACAACUGAUGUCUAAGUUUUGUAUUCUGAAGAAAUACAGUUGUACUGUGAUUUAGGCUUUUUUAUUUAAAAAAGGAGUUAAACUUUUUUCAGACAUGUGUGGUGCUUUCAGUUCACAUUUUUUUUGAAAUUAAAUAAAAUAUGGGUGGAGUGGAGGUUUGAGCCAAUCAUUUACCAUAGUGUGAUUUACUGAUAACAUCUACAAAUUUGUGGUAAGGAAACUCUGUGGAGUACAUUGCCUGGACUACUUUGCUUGUAAAGUGUUCAAGAAAUAUUGUCAAGAGACCUGGCUUCAGUCCGCUAAUUGUCUCUGUGUUGAAUUCUGUGGUCUGAUACUGUGCAGAUGUACAAAUGAUCCAAGUGCAUUCUAAAGCACGCAUGUGAUUUGAAUUGUUUAAUGUUGUAUUUUCAUUUAAAUCACUAGUACUAUGAACAUGCAUAUUAUGCACAGCUGUACAAGAGUCUAUUACAAUAAACAAGCUUAAAGUCAAA
Messenger RNA from Callorhinchus milii (elephant shark), 3374 nucleotides. It is a transcript of the gene ska3, whose product is annotated as spindle and kinetochore associated complex subunit 3. Gene Ontology annotation, cellular component: outer kinetochore; spindle microtubule. Gene Ontology annotation, biological process: chromosome segregation; mitotic cell cycle. The transcript has 10 exons. Lineage: Eukaryota; Metazoa; Chordata; Chondrichthyes; Chimaeriformes; Callorhinchidae. The coding region runs from base 132 to 1484 and encodes 450 amino acids. The record is from RefSeq and is a predicted model, not a curated record.